Molecule: messenger RNA, 2635 nt
Organism: Pristis pectinata (smalltooth sawfish)
Lineage: Eukaryota; Metazoa; Chordata; Chondrichthyes; Rhinopristiformes; Pristidae
Gene: c1h2orf69
Product: chromosome 1 C2orf69 homolog
Exons: 2
Coding region: 25-1047 (340 amino acids)
Cellular component (GO): mitochondrion
Source: RefSeq, a predicted model, not a curated record
AGCUCUGGCCGGGGCCCUGUCACCAUGAGUGGGCCCGGCUGGGCGGCGGAGGCCGCUCGGCUGUGGAAGGUGCCCGGGUUUCAGGUACUGCGACUGAGCGGUGUGAUGGGCUGGGGGCCGGACCAGAAGAACGACCUGCUGCUGGGUGUGGGCGACGGCAGCCGGAGCCGGCAGCAUGUGCUCUACUUCCCGGGGGACGUGCAGAACUAUCAUGAGCUGAUGACACACCAUCCAGAAAAUGCUCGCUGGCAGCGAUGGAGCCUAGAAGAAGUCGCCGUUUUACUAUUCCAUCGUUUUCCUAGCAGUCACAUCUGGAUCAUAAAGGCUUCCCGGAUUCAUCUACACAAGUUCAGUUGCUACGACAACUUUGUGCAAAGCAAUCUGUUUGGUGUGCCUGAGCAUAGCUCUGACUGUGGGGUUUUCAAACACUUGCAUUCACUGUUGAUGAAUGGCUUCAAGCAAGCGCACACUGUUCUGCAUUCAUGGACAAAUCCUAAUGAAAGGUCUCAUGGUUCAUUUGCAGUCGAGCAAGAUGAAAGCUGCAGUGGCGUCUCUAAAACUGCAAAUGGUUUUUCUGCUAAGAAUGAUCUGAGUACUCCAAGUCUUUCUGGAAACUACACAGAGGUUGAAGACUUGAAAUGCACUGACCCUUCAUUGAAAUUUGUAUUGAUUGGUUUCAGCAAAGGUUGUGUGGUGUUGAACCAGCUGCUGUAUGCAUUGAAUGAAGCACAAAAAGACAAAGAACUAGCUGCCUUCAUCAAUAACAUUAAAGGGAUGUAUUGGUUGGAUGGUGGUCAUGCUGGGGGAGGCAAUACCUGGGUCACUGAUCCAGAAAUCCUGAAAGGAUUUGCCAAAACAGGUAUUCCUGUGUAUGCGCAUGUUACACCUUAUCAAGUGCGGGAUGGUAUGAGGGCUUGGAUUGGAAAAGAGCAUAAGAAAUUCAUCCGGCUCUUAGGGGAGUAUGGUGCUAAAGUGACAAACCAACUUCACUUUGAAAAUGAAACCCCUUCUCUGGAUAAUCACUUUAGGGUCCUUCAAGUGUUCUGAUGUACUUGGGAUCCUUGUGACAGAAGAAUCACUAAUGCUUGGUCUCAUUUAUUCUCAGUAAAGCAGAGUAGAAAAAAAACUGCUUACAUGUGAAACUGGUACAUCUGAGAAAUACAUUUAAUAGUUUGUCCACCACAAACGUCUAAUGGAGACUAAUCUUUGUUUUUGUACAUUAAAGUACUGUUGCAGGUACUAUUUGAGUUGCCUUUAUUUAGCAUUCCAUUCUCUUGCAUUUUAAAAUAUUUUAUUGUGUGUCCUCAGUCUUCUGAUCCAGUGUAAAAAUUGCUGAAUUUCCAAGGAAGUGAGGGACAACUGAAAUUUUCUUUAAUUUCAUUAUCUCUGCCCAUAAGCAGUGAGGCAUGUUUGUGUUAAGUUAACCUGUGCUAAGGUAAUCCAGUUACUGCAACUCACAGAAGACUACAGUCCAUAUUGAAAGCAUAACCAAUAUUAGACAAGGAAAAUUCAGAAUGAUGACAUUGGUCAUUUAAAGGAUUAACAUUUCAGCCAUCUCGAAGUGUUUUCCUUCAUAACUUGCCCCUAAAGAAGCCCACUGUAGCCAACCAUCUGGUUUGAGUUGAUAUACCACAUAUGACCUUGUGUCUACGUGAUACCAUGUCCGUAGCAUGUAAAAAUAGAAUAAUCUGACCUGAAUCUGGAAAUGCAUUGUGUGCCAAUCUGCACACUCAGUUCACCGAUGUAUGAGGACAGAUGAAAGAAGAUGAAACAAAGUCAUGCAGUCAAUGAUGCUUGGCAGUGGUGUUGGAGCACUGAACCUUCCAACAGUAGGUCCUCAUGUCAGUUGGUGUCAGGAACACAGUCAACUUCCUAGAUUGCUUGAAGGCCUCAGCCUAGGCUCAUUAAAGGCAGUGGACUUGCACCGGCCUUGAAGCAGCUUCUCCAGUAAAAACUCCUAGUGCUCUCAGGUGAUCAAGAUAAAUUUCUAGAGAUCUUGCUUGAUCUUGUUGCAGUCCUCAUCUCUGCUUCAUGUGCAACGAUCACUUGAGAAUCUUAAGUAAUUAAGUAAACAAAUCAAUAAUAUUCAAUUAUUAAUAAUUUCCUCAGUGCUGUGAUAUCUCAAUGGAUACCAUGCAUUCUAAAUUCUGGUACAGAAACUUCAAAAAGUGUGUUUGAAUUAUAACAAUCCAUGGAAGAAACCUCCAUUAAAGGCAGACUAUUUCUGGAAUCCAUUAAGAUACAACUCCCAGGAAAGCAAGCCAUGAUGGGGAAUGGUUAGUGGUUAAGCAACAUUUGAUAGUACUGUAUAAAUUGAUCCUGUUUUAAAUAGCUGGUUUUAAUCAUGCUACCUACUGACAGAAAUGAGUCACUUGUCAGCUCUAGGCCAUAGUGCACUAUCAUGGAGUGUGUAAUACUUCUGUUAUGAAUAUUUGGUUGGUACAGCAUUCCAAUAGCAUUAGUGAACAAAAGUAGCUUUGUUGCUUUGCUAUUUCAUUGGUCUGGAAUUGAUUGCACAAAAUGCUUUCAUAUGUAAAAUGAAUUGUAAAAUAUAGUGAUUUUGAACUGGGAAGUUUCAGUUAAUUUUGAAAACUAUUCAACACUAACCAAACAAUUCCAUCAAUUAUGUGACCUA